This is a messenger RNA of Histoplasma capsulatum G186AR, 1716 nucleotides long. RefSeq lists its product as uncharacterized. The record is from RefSeq and is a predicted model, not a curated record. NCBI's taxonomy places the organism in Eukaryota, Fungi, Ascomycota, Eurotiomycetes, Onygenales, Ajellomycetaceae. The transcript has a single exon. Bases 1 to 1716 code for a protein of 571 amino acids.
AUGUCUUCCUCACAUAAGCCAGCGAGCAACUACUGGGGCUUCUUGAUCCGGGCAGACAAGAGUGCCACUCCUUUAUUUGAGCAACUCUGCCUUGGAAUUGCGAAAUUAAUAGUAAGCCGUCCUCUCAACUCCAAGUUGAAUCAUACUAAGCCUUCGAUCUUACAGUCAGAACUCCAUCAGUCAAACACGGAGGAUCUCGUCCCCGCGAAUCUAGCCGCUUUCUACCGUGCAGUCGGAGGAAACUACGACAAUAUCUUCCUGCAUACACCCCACGAGUCUCUGUCCUUCAUAUAUCAAUCUUUGGGGUGCUUUCAUUCACUCCAACCAACGUCCGAUCCCUUCAAACCACCAUCUCUUCCAGCACUACGCCCCCAUGGCUUCGUCCGCUGGCAGACGAUCCAGCUACUUCUGUGUCCAGACGAGCAUAUCAUAUUUUUGCAACGAGCAGUGAAGAAAUUUGACAUUAUCAACCCAUCGGGUGGAUGUGUAUUCCCGAAAGUCAUCCCAAAAGAUUCUUUCCCUUCAAAGCCUGACCCGGACAUGGUCAAGUGGCACGAAACCGUUAGCCAAAAAUUGGAAGACGACUAUAAUGCGAAAGAACUAACGGGCACUUCGCGGCUUUCUGAUCGCGAUUUACAAAGUCGCAAAGCAUGUGCCAAGUCUCAAGACGGUUUCGUGCCGGAAGAAAUGCCUGACUAUUUCUCUCGUCGAGGAAGUACCUGUCAAAGGCCAAUCAGUUACCAGAGACAAACACCAGCAGCAGAAAUUAGUUCCCCGUAUAACAUACGUUCUCAUAAACGAUCUGUCCCAGAAUUCACCUCUCCACUCUCCACUGAACCGGAAUUGAGACACGACUACAUCGAAGAGGAUUCAGUACCGAUAUAUACCCGUACCAAAAUCCAUAGUAGACCAGUUUCACGAAAGAGACGCUCUCACCGUGGUCGAUCAUUAACGCCUUCCCCACGACGCCCGCAGACGCCAUCUGAAUCCUCGUCAGUGUCGGACGAGUUCGAGGAAGCUGUUCGUCAUUCCAGAUCACCAAGCCAUCCCGAGGAUGAGGACGAUGACUAUGAAAAGUUGUUCUCCACCCGCAAUUCGCAUGCCAGACGCCACUCACACGACGCCGCAUACUCUUCAAGGAAAAGGUGGAAUCAGUCCCCAGCACGCCGCCAUCCCCAACGAGAAGACGCCAUUCCACCAGAUACAAACGAGGCUUACGAUUACUACCCCCGCAUUCCCAAAUCUGCAGAAUUCCGCUCCUACCCUGACGACUUGCGGCGCGUGGACUCACUCUCCCACUCAUCCCGCAGACCAAAACAGCCCCUGCCACCCCCUCCGCCCGCACUCCCCGGGGCUAAAUUCCGCGAAUACAUCUUCGACGAGGACGGCGGAUACCCCAACUCCGCCCCCGCUUCGCCCAUCAACCAUCAACAGCAUCAACAUCACCCUCUCUACUACCGCACCACCUCUUCACGAAUCCCGGCAACAGCACACAACUCAGUCCACACCUACCGCCAAUACAUACCCAGAAUGGAAGCCGAUCCACCUCUCCCAACCCGCUCGCUUUCAAGCAGGCGAAAGGCAAGUGUUAGUGCCAGCGCAGGCAGCCGUAGUGGCAGCAGCUCAGAGCGAGCUCGCGCAAUGUCCAUAAGCGGGAAGCCACUGGUACAUUUGCGCGUUAAUCAAGCCAUGCAGCCAUUGACAAGGCGGCACUGA